This is a messenger RNA of Drosophila virilis, 3889 nucleotides long. NCBI's taxonomy places the organism in Eukaryota, Metazoa, Arthropoda, Insecta, Diptera, Drosophilidae. The record is from RefSeq and is a predicted model, not a curated record.
UGAACAAUGCGUGAAUAAACGAAUUAUAUUAGCUUAUAUGAUAUGAUAUCCUAAUUCCAUAAUUAAUUGUUUUAUCUGUCAAGUACCCAUGUUAGCCGCUUGCAAUUUAUAGUGAUGGUUUAAGAACCUGAAAUAGGGACAAGCAUCCACAUUCCAUUUUUUUUUUGCUUGUCAAGGUAGGGAGGGUAAAGAGAAAGAGAGACGAUCAACACCUUAGUUCUCUCACUUACGCGAAAUUGAAUAGUUUGAAUUUGGGUGUUCGGUCGGAACACAUUAAUGGUACCCAUACUAGAAUCCGGUUUUUUUUUGUUUCAAUGGAUUUACUUAAAUCAAUAAGUUUUUUUUUAUUUUUUUUGAUCGCACUUAAACUAUGUGUUUAUGGUAAGUGCAAAAGGGAAAGGAAAAAACCCCGACCAGUCCGACGAGCUAUUGUCCGAGUAUUAGCAAGAAGUGCGAACCUCCAAUCCCUAUGCACCCGGUUAGGCAACAGCCACGGCCGUUUGUUUUUUUAUUUUUGGUAGAUGGCCAAACGAAAGGCAAAAAAACUGAACCCGAACCUCCCCCACCAUUACAUAUAUGGCGCCCAACACGUGGGACCCUAGCAAGAACGUAAAACUUUUACUUCUUGCGUAAGCACGACUAACACCUAGUGCACAACAAUCCCCAAUCGAAACUCGAAGUUAUACCAUAUCAAUUACUACCUAUUAUUUUUUUUAAUUACCCUGUUAGGCCCCUUUCUCGGGAAAAUACGUUGUGUUCAGACAGUAGUUAGUUGUAGGAAUUUGCGAUUGUAAUUCAGGCAUUGCUGGAUUAGUCGACCACAAUUAAUUACUAGUACUUUAAGCAGCGGGUAAGAUCGGAAAAGAGGGAAUAAUAAUCAAAUUUGGGUUAAUUGUUUCAAGGACUAUUUGGAAUUACAACAAACUGGAAAUAUUUCGGAUGUUGUCUAGUAGUCCAUGAGCAGUAAAAAUCCAAAUCAGAAAUAGACUCCAGUAAAAUAAAUAGCACAAAUUCAACUACUCAGGUUUGCUUAAGGAUUGUAAGCAAUAACGUGUGGGAAAAAGACAGAUAGAAUAAAUAACCAAGACUUAAUAAUACAAGUCCUAUUUAGUUUUCCUUUUGUUGUUUGGAAACAAGCAAAAGUUUGCAUUCAUUAUGGCAGUGAGACGAAGCACAGAGAGCAUAGUUGCAGCGAUUAACGCGCAAGAUCCAUUUUGUGGCAUUUGCCAUGAGCAAUUGCAAGCAGAACAGCUAUCUGCGACUACUCCUUGUCAACACCGUUUUCACGACGUUUGCAUAAGCAAUACACUAAAGACAACCCCAAAAUGUCCAGUAUGUGAGGCAGAUUGCAACCCAGGGCAACUAAUAUUUAUGAACAAUACACUGGCAGCGGAGUUACACUCAGCUGGUAAUGCUGAAACAGACGAAACUCUAUCGCGAAAUACUCUACCUUGCCAAGAUGGUUCGACUACUACAGGUAUCAGGAGAGGUCAGCGAUUCGGAAAAGGGCGAGGAGCCACGCCCAAGCGAAGUAUGCAAACUAGGUCUAUGAAUCGAAAUCAUAGAGAAUAUUUAGGUAGUUGCAUGUCUUUAGGCAGCAACGGAAAUAAGUCAGUGGACAAUGGUCCAAAUGUAGAGACAAUUACCUAUAUCAACGAAGCUCUACAAUCUCAGCAAAGGACUUUAAUAGCAGAACUCAAAAACGUUAUUAAAGCUUCUGUUGAACAAUCACUGCAAGAGAAGUUAGCAACAUUAAAUGUACGAAGUGAGCAAGCUGAAUCAACACGCUCUAGAUUAGUUCAGUCUCCAAGGGGAUUAGGUGCUGAUACUCUCCCUAAUAGUGCCCAGAACUCUGACAUACCCCUUGACUGCGGACCAUACAGCCCCAGAGGUAGCAAUCGAUCAAACUCAAGUUUGAGUUCAGAAAAAGCAGCUAGCAUUAUGCAAACCUGGCGACUUAAAUUUGACGGUUCGAAAGACUCUAUGCAGAUAGAUGAAUUCUUGUAUCGAAUUCGUUCAUUAACGGCUCAAAAUUUGAACGGCGACUAUAGGCUGCUUUGUGACAAUCUUCAUUUACUUUUCUUCGGGAAAGCCAAUGAUUGGUUUUGGAGCUUCCACAAGAAAAACCCACAGUAUACCUGGUUGGCUUUCUGUACGGAUUUCCGACUUAGAUUCGAGGACGUUAAAGACGACUUUGACUUGUGGGAACUAAUUAGGAAAAGACGCCAGAAAGAUCAGGAGACAUUUGAUGAUUUUCAAUCAGCGAUUGAAGGCCUGGUUAGCCAAUUAUCUAACGAAAUAAGCGAAGACAAGCUUGUUGACCUAUUAAAACGCAAUGCGAGAACAGCGCUCAGGUACGAACUAUUGCAUUUGAAGAUUAGAACUCGAGCAGAAUUAAGAGAGGAAGUUAAGAAACAUGAAAGUUUCUGUAGAGAAACUGGCUCGUUUCCCAAUCGAACCAAAUACGGUAGAGAAAUACAGAACAAGAAAAUAGUGUGCUGGAAUUGCGAUAAAGUGGGACACCGAUUCGAUGACUGCAUGGGAGAAAGGCGUAUAUUCUGCUACGGUUGCGGUGCUAAAAAUACUUUUAAACCCAAUUGUAGCAAAUGCAAUCUUUUGGGAAACCGGAAGCGGGAUGCGCAGACCAACACCAGUUUGACGCAUCCCACAAAAGAAUAAAGUCCUUGCCAGAAAUACAGUCAUAUGGUAGUUUGGAGCAAUCAACUCCAAAUACUAUAUUUACAACUUAUAUGGCAAAUACAUGUUCAGUCGCCGAGACUGCAACUCAAACUGAUAUUGAAAAUAAGUACGUACCGUACCAUAUUAGAGUAAAACACUAUCUUGACACACGAAGACGAAUUUUUAGCAGCAUAGAACCCAUCGAAUUUCUCAGUCGGCCAAAACGCUCUACUGUUCGACUUAGGAAAUUCUGGAAAAAUAUUAAAAGUCUUCGUAAGAAGCUCGUUCAAUCAGUGUUUAUGAGCUCAGAUAACCGCUUGUACACUGAGUUAAGCCUAGAGGGAGAAAAAUAUGUAGCAUUAUUAGAUUCCGGAGCGACGAUUAGUUGCCUCGGUAAUGUUGCAGCUAAGUCACUGUUGUCACAUCCCAAAGCGCGCAAAUGCUCUGGAUCAAUCCGAACAGCUAACAACGCUAUUUGCCCAGUGGUAGGCAAACUGACACUUAAAGUUGAAUUUCGAAAACAAGUGCAUAAUGUUGAUUUUUAUGUUAUACCCGAUUUGAAACAAGAUGUUUACUUAGGCAUAAAUUUUUGGCAGGACUUUGGACUGUUAACGAAUUUAAUUCGUCCUGAUGAGUCCGUAAAUGAAUUAGACAACAGUAACGAACAGGAUAUCCAGGAAACAGCGAAAAUGCAUCAGCUAACCGCUGAAGAAAAGUCACGAUUAAAUUCGAUCAUUUCUAAUUUCUAUUCUUAUGAAAAGGAAGGAUUAGGACGCACUGAGUUAAUCGAACAUCGCAUUGAAAUAGAUAAUGUGACCCCCGUCAAACAAAGACAUUGGCCUAUUUCGCCAGCCGUUGAAAAGCUAAUGUUUGACGAGAUCGAGAAAAUGCUAGCUUUAGAUAUAAUAGAGGUAUCGCAUAGCCCCUGGAGCAGCAACUGCGUCCUUGUGCAAAGAAAGGAUAAAAACAGGCUGUGUCUAGAUUCUCGAGUCAUAAAUAAGUACACUCGUAAAGAUGCGUACCCUCUACCCCAUAUCGACGGAAUUCUUAGUCGUCUGCCGCCGGCUAAAUAUAUAACGGGCCUCGAUAUGAAGCACGCAUUCUGGCAGAUACCCCUAGAAGAAAAAUCACGUCAGUAUACCGCUUUUACAGUCCCUAAUCGUCCAUUAUUUCAAUACAAAGUAAUGCCGUUUGGAUUGUGUAACGCUCC